AUGAUUCCCCUCCCUAAAUAUGAAAACAAACCAUUCAAACCUCCAAGAAGAAUUAAUACAAAUUAUGUUACAAAGAAGGACCUGCCUACGAAGAAGAUUCAAAGUAAGAUUUCUACUCAGUCUCUAACAAAUGUGGUCAGCAAUUUGAAUAAUUCUUUAAAUAAUGUUCAAUGUUUUACUAUGAUGCAUAGGAAAUUUUCUAACAAGAAGAUAAAGACAUGGACUGGUGAUGGGUAUGCCAUCUAUAAGAAGCUUUCAGAGAAUAAAUUGGUUUUUUAUGAUGAGUCUGGUCAAUAUAUGACAAGUUUGAUUGUCACAAGAGACGAUGAAUCAAGAAUACUGGAUACCGUUUUUAAAAGUAAAGGUUGGGAGUUUCAAAUAGAUUAUAGACUAGUUAAAAAUGACGAAUUAAUGAAUUUACAGGAAUUGUUAAGAGGUAAUAAUAAGCAAGAAAAUUCAGUUAUCAACGAAACUAAACCAUCUAUGCAUGCAUCAUCAUCAGGGAUUUCUAAAUCAAAUGUUUCUGUUUCGCAAUUGUUUAACCAAAGCACAGUGAAAAGUUUUAAAUCAGUCAUUAAAAAAUCAGAAGUUUACACACCAUUAUCUUUACAAACCAAUCAAAAAGUUGCAUUUACUAAUAACAAUCUGAAUACAAAACAUUAUAAACCAGUAUUUGAUAUUACAAAAAUAUUAAACCCUAUUAUUAUGAAUAAGUGUAAAGAGGCAGAUGUAGACGUCAUUGUGGAUCCCUUUUUAGGAAAGCUUUUAAGAAAACAUCAACAGGAAGGUGUCAAAUUUAUAUAUGACUGUCUACUGGGAUUGCAACAGUCAAAUACAACAGAUAUUCCCAUAGACAAAAGUCUUCUUUUGGAAUAUGAUUCUGAUAUUUCCGGUUGUCUUCUUGCGGAUGAUAUGGGACUUGGUAAAACAUUGAUGACUAUCACUAUAAUUUGGACUCUGUUGAAACAAACCCCCUUUGCUUCUAAGGUUGAAUGCUCGCAAUCUGGUGUCCCACUAAAUGGUCUUUGUAAGAAAGUGCUGAUAGUUUGUCCGGUCACAUUAAUAGGCAAUUGGGUUAAAGAAUUUCAUAAAUGGUUGGGAAUGAAUAAAGUUGGUGUAUUGACCCUUUCAUCACAUAAUACAGUUGAUAUGGAUAAAACUGCCGUCAAAAAUUUUUUAAGAGUUCAGAAAUCAUAUCAGGUUUUAAUUGUUGGGUAUGAAAAGCUUUUGAACUUAUCAAAUGAAUUGCAAUGCAAAAAGGGAUCUCCAAUGAAUGUUGAUUUGUUAGUCUGUGAUGAAGGUCACAGACUGAAAAAUAGCACAUCAAAAAUAUUGAAUGUGUUGAAAGAGUUGGACAUUAAAAGAAAAAUUCUAUUAUCAGGGACACCAAUUCAGAAUGAUUUAACAGAAUUUUAUACAAUUGCCGAUUUUAUUAACCCAGGAAUUUUUGGGUCAUUUCAAUUCUUUAAAAAAAGGUUUAUUAUACCCAUUUCAAAAGCAAGAGAGACGUCCAAUAGUUUCAAUGAAGAUAUUCAAGAACUUGGUGAAGAACGGUCAAAGGAACUGAUAGAAAUUACAAAAAGAUUUACAUUAAGAAGAACUAAUGAUAUCUUACAUAAAUAUUUACCUCCAAAGACGGAUAUUAUCGUUUUUUGUAAACCGACACAGAUUCAACUUUCUGCAUUUUAUACAAUUUUACAAGAAUCUCAAUUAGAUUUUUCUCAUAUGACAAUGAAUUCUUCAUUAGGACUAAUAACUUUAAUGAAAAAAGUAUGCAAUUCGCCGUCGUUGUUACAAAAUGAUUCUUAUUAUAAUUCAAUGAUUAAUAAUAAUGAAACUAAAGCUAAAUAUGGUCAUAUCAUAGAUUCAGGUAAAUUAAAAGUAUUGAUUUCUCUUCUGGAACAGAUACAGAAAGAGACAUCAAAUGAAAAAGUAGUCAUUGUGUCUAAUUACACUCAAACACUGGAUAUUAUAGAAAAUAUCUUACACUCUAGGCAAAUGUCUUUAUCUAGAUUAGAUGGUAGCACACCACAGAAAUUACGGGACUCCAUAGUAGCAACUUUCAAUAGAAGCAAAUCAAUCUUUGCUUUUUUGUUAAGUUCUAAAUCAGGUGGUGUAGGGUUAAAUUUAAUUGGUGCAUCAAGAUUGAUUUUAUUUGAUAAUGAUUGGAACCCUUCAGUUGAUUUGCAAGCUAUGUCUCGGAUUCAUAGACAAGGACAAGAAAGACCUUGCUAUAUUUAUAGACUAGUUACUACCGGUUGUAUUGAUGAAAAGAUAUUACAAAGGCAAUUAAUGAAACAUAGUUUGAGUCAAAAAUUCUUGGAUAGUGAAAAAAAGAAGAUAAAUUAUAAGGAUAAUCUUUUUAGUCAAGAAGAUUUGAAAGAUUUAUUCACUAUUCUUACAGAUACAAAAUCUAACACGCAUGAUUUAAUAUGUUCAUGUGAAGGAGAGGGUACAGGAUUUCUUAACAGGAAAGAAUCCCUUAAUAUAACAGAUCAUGUUGUUUCUAAAGAAGGUGAUUGUAAACAGGAACAUAAAAUGAAACUGACCCAGUGGACAAGUGGUUUAGAGGUUAAAAAAAUAAUGGAGAAUUUGCAGUCACAAGAGAAAAACAAACAGACAAAGUUUAUUAAAGAGUGUUUGGUAGGUUACAAACAUAUAAACCCAACAAAAACAACAAAACUACGCGACAUCGUUGUUGCAAAAAGUGUUAAAAAAAUGUCUGAUACAAUAAGUUUUCUCUUCAUUAAAGAAGGAAAUCGUCUUGACGAAGAUAUUACUUAA
This is a messenger RNA of Arxiozyma heterogenica, 2784 nucleotides long. It is a transcript of the gene RDH54, whose product is annotated as DNA-dependent ATPase RDH54. The record is from RefSeq and is a predicted model, not a curated record. Gene Ontology annotation, cellular component: nucleus. Gene Ontology annotation, biological process: reciprocal meiotic recombination; double-strand break repair via homologous recombination. NCBI's taxonomy places the organism in Eukaryota, Fungi, Ascomycota, Saccharomycetes, Saccharomycetales, Saccharomycetaceae. The transcript has a single exon. Gene Ontology annotation, molecular function: ATP binding; DNA translocase activity; ATP-dependent chromatin remodeler activity. Bases 1 to 2784 code for a protein of 927 amino acids.